This is a messenger RNA of Rotaria sordida, 1014 nucleotides long. Lineage: Eukaryota; Metazoa; Rotifera; Eurotatoria; Philodinida; Philodinidae. The record is from the annotation of a GenBank genome assembly.
AUGACUGCAUUUGAAGUAGCAGCUAAUGAUGAAAUUCGCCAACUUUUCAUUCGACCUGGUGGUGGAUCGAAUAGAUUCUGUAGUGAUAAUAAUUGCAACAAUCAAAAACAAUUUUUGAUAGUUACAAAUAGCAAUGAACAAGACAGUGACAAUAACAGGGAUGAUGAUGAGGAUACACCGCCAAGAAAAUGGAUUGAUUCAGUAACGGAUGAGGGUUACAUUCAAGGGCUACUAACACUUAAUGCUAUUGGAAAAUAUUUAUUUGGUUCAUCAUUGGCUCGAUCAAUUACGUUUGCUAUGUGUAAUCACUUGCUUCAUGAUCAAUUCUUACCGUAUGAAAAUGAGGCAUCCGUGAGGGAUUUUUUACAACAUCUGAUUGAUACACAUGUUACUCGUAAUCAUCCUCAUUAUGACAAAGCAUGUGCACUGGUAAACAAAUUUGCCCGAACAAAACGGAUUGAACCAUUGCUACGUCUCUAUACACUUGAAACACCAUUGUAUCAUCAAUUACACUAUGAAUCAGAUGCAUGGCUCGUUCCACUUAUCUGUCGCUUUGCCAAUCUAAAACCACGCUUCUUUCAAGGUACAUCCUAUCGUGGUUUGACAAUGAAAUCUCAAGAAUUGAGAGCCUAUCGAUCAGCAUGCAGAAAAAAAUCGUGUGUCAUUCAAAUAAAUACAUUUUGUUCAACAUCCGCUGAUCGUCAUGUUGCUGAAAGUUUUUUAAAUGUUGGCUCUGAUAGUGAUGUGAUCCAUGCUCUAAUGAUUUUUGAAUUUCCUCUUCCAUGUGAUACUGCUAUUCAACUUUAUGCUAUUUCUGACAAAUAUCCAUGCUUGUCUGAUUUUGAAGAUGAGAAAGAAGUCUUAUUGUUACCACGAACAUUAUUCCAUGUUAAACGUAUCGAUAAUGAUGAUAGACAGCAUUACGUGACAAUUUGGCUCGAAUAUGUACCACCCGAACAGUAUCCAUUACGAGCUUAUAUCCGAUGUAUUUCUAGAAGUAUUCGAAAUCGAUGA